CAGAUGACAUGCCUAACAUACAUUGCCACUGUCACAUAACUACAAACAAACUCCUACAUUUCAUUUUCAUUUUCUUUUCCUGUUUUUCAUUCGUUUACCCUCGGUUUUGAUACGAGUUUUUGGUGCACGGAUUCAGUGGCGGUUCAUUGAUCAAACACAAGCAUGUGCAGAGUGAAGUUUGAUCAUAUCAUAGAAUAAGAAACAAAAAAAAAAAGACAUUUUUGGAAGCAAAGUAGGAAGCUUUACGACAUGUCUUUGCAACUCAGCUGCAAAACCGGAUCUUUCAAUCUCAACCCAUUUCCUUCUCCGAUAAGAGCUGCAACAAGCCACCAACAAUGUUCACCAAGCAUGGCAGUUAGGGGUUCUUAUUGCAUCAAUUCUAAUUCAGAUUUUUCAAGGAGAGGACAGCAUAAGAAGGGAUCAAGCUCAAGGGUGAAGGGCCUUGCUUCCAAGGGUUUCAUACCAAAAUCAUCAAUUGGAAGAAGCAACAAGAACAGGUAUGGGAAUGGGGGGAAUAAUAGUAGAGCCAAGGGGGAUUCAUUAGCUCCAAUAGUUAGUGACAAAGACAUCUCAGGAGAUGAUAAUAAACAAACACUCAAUGGGAGUAUUGAUGCCGAGGAAGCUGGUGAAGGGGAAGUUGGGAUUUUUCAGUCUGGGGAAACUGUAAAAGGAACCAAUUCUGAUAACCAUGAUGAAGUAAGUGAGGAAACUGUAAAUGAGGAAGCUUCUGGGUUGUUGAAGUUAGAGUUGGAAGCAAAUUCAGGCAAGCAGGAAAUCGAGAGGAUCGCCAAAGAAAACCUUUCACAAGGGAUCAAGGUAUUUGUAUAUCCUCCUGUAGUUAAGCCUGAUGAAGAUAUAGAAGUGUUUCUUAACAAAAGUGUUUCAACACUAAGUUAUGAACAAGACAUUUUCAUCAUGGGUGCAUUUAAUGAUUGGAGGUGGAAAUCUUUUACCUUUAGGUUAAGUAAAACACAUCUCAAAGGUGAUUGGUGGUCUUGCCAAAUUCACAUUCCAAGAGAAGCCUACAAAGUAGACUUUGUGUUCUUCAAUGGCCAGGAUGUGUAUGACAAUAAUGACCAAAAGGACUUCUUCAUACCUGUUGUUGGUGGAAUGGAUGCGCUAGCGUUCGAAGAUUUUUUGCUCGAGGAGAAACGUAAGGACCUAGAAAAGCUUGCCAGGGAGGAAGCCGAAAGGGAAAGACAGGCGGAAGAGCAAAGACGAAGGGAAGCUGAGGAGGCUGCUAAAGAAGCAGACAGGUUGCAGGCAAGGGUGGAAACUGAAAGAAGGCGAGAAUUGUUGCCACAAUUGAUGGAAAAUGCUGUGAGGUCCCUUGAUAAAGUUUGGUAUGUUGAACCUAGUGAAUUUAAAGGCAAGGACUUGAUUAGACUAUAUUAUAAUAAAAGCUCAGGUCCUCUUACAAAUGCUGAGGAAAUUUGGAUUCAUGGUGGGUACAAUAAGUGGAAGGAUGGAUUAUCAAUUGUAAAAAAGCUUAACAAACCUGUCGUAGAAGGCGAUGAUUGGUGGUAUACUGAUGUCGUUGUACCUGAACAAGCUUUUGUACUGGAUUGGGUAUUUGCUGAUGGUCCACCUCAAAAUGCUAUUGUGUAUGAUAACAAUAGUAAUCAAGACUUCCAUGCUAUUGUCACAAUACCUGAUGAAAAAUAUUGGGUUGAGUUAGAGCAGCUGAUAUACCAAAAACUCCAGGAGGAAAGGAAGUUAAGAGAAGAAGCUAUUCAUGCAAAGGCUGAAAAUACAGCAAAAAUGAAAGCUGAAACAAAGGAAAGAACUUUGAAAGGAUUUUUGCUUUCCCAAAAGCAUAUUGUCUACACAGAGCCUCUAGAUGUUCAAGCAGGAAGCACAGUGACAGUAUUUUAUAACCCCUCCAACACAAAUCUCAAUGGAAAACCUGAGGUCUGGUUUAGAUGUUCGUUUAAUCGUUGGUCUCACCGUAAUGGUCCUUUGCCACCUCAGAGAAUGCUGCCAGCAGAGAAUGGUACUCAUGUUAAAGCCACGGUCAAGGUUCCACUGGAUGCAUACAUGAUGGAUUUUGUAUUCUCCGAGAGUAAAGAUGGUGGAGUCUUUGAUAACAAAUUUGGAAUGGAUUAUCACAUACCUGUUUUUGGAGGUAUUGUAAAGGAAUCACCUUUGCAUAUCAUCCAUAUUGCCGUUGAGAUGGCCCCAAUUGCAAAGGUUGGAGGCCUUGGUGAUGUUGUUACUGGUCUAUCCCGGGCCGUCCAGGAUUUAAGUCACAAUGUGGACAUCAUUCUUCCAAAGUAUGACUGUUUGAACCUUAGCAAUGUAAAGGACUUCAAUUUUCACAAAAGCUAUUUCUGGGGUGGAACUGAAAUAAAAGUAUGGCAUGGAAAGGUUGAAGGCCUGUCUGUCUACUUUUUGGAGCCUCAAAAUGGAUUUUUCUGGGUUGGAUGUGUAUAUGGUCGUAAUAACGAUGCAGAGAGAUUUGGUUUCUUUUGUCAUGCUGCUCUUGAAUUUCUACUCCAAAGUGGAUUCCAUCCUGAUAUAAUUCACUGCCAUGAUUGGUCCAGUGCUCCAGUUGCAUGGUUAUUUAAAGAAAACUAUGCACAUUAUGGUCUUAGUAAAGCACAAGUUGUCUUCACAAUUCAUAACCUUGAAUUUGGAGCUCACUUCAUCGCGAAAGCUAUGAAAUACUCAGACAAGGCUACAACUGUUUCCCCCACUUAUUCAAGGGAGAUUGCUGGACAUCCUGCAGUUGCCCCUAAUCUUCACAAGUUCCAUGGCAUAAUAAAUGGAAUUGAUCCAGAUAUAUGGGACCCUUAUAAUGACAAUUUUAUUCCUGUACCAUACACAUCUGAAAAUGUUGUUGAAGGGAAAAGAGCUGCCAAGCAAGCUCUCCAGGAAAGGCUUGGUUUGAAACAAGCUGAUCUUCCUUUAGUUGGAAUCAUUACUCGAUUGACUCAUCAGAAAGGAAUCCAUCUCAUCAAACAUGCCAUAUGGCGCACACUAGAACGCGGUGGACAGGUUGUGUUACUAGGUUCGGCUCCAGACCAUCGCAUCCAAAAUGAUUUUCAGAAUUUGGCCAAUCAAUUACAUUCUUCUCAUAGUGAUCAUGCCAGACUUUGCCUUUCAUAUGAUGAGCCUCUUUCACACUUGAUAUAUGCUGGUGCUGAUUUCAUUCUAGUUCCUUCAAUCUUUGAGCCAUGUGGACUCACUCAACUCACUGCAAUGAGAUACGGCUCAAUACCUGUUGUUCGAAAAACUGGAGGACUUUAUGAUACAGUAUUUGAUGUUGAUCAUGAUAAGGAUAGAGCACAAGCGCAAGGUCUCGAGCCAAAUGGAUUUGGUUUUGAUGGAGCUGAUGCUGGGGGUGUUGAUUAUGCACUAAAUAGGGCAAUAUCAGCUUGGUAUGAUGGGCGUGAUUUGUUCAACAGUUUAUGCAAAAGGGUGAUGGAGCAAGACUGGUCUUGGAACCGGCCUGCCCUUGAUUAUUUGGAGCUUUACCAUGCAGCACGCAAGGCUGCAUCUAACAGCUAAAUUCAUGUGAAGUUGAUAGCUGACGUUAAAUGAUUUGACAAGUUUGACUAAAUUACCUUCUAACAGCUAUCGACUAUCAAAUUCACAUGAAUUUCUACCUUCAAAGUAAUAUUGAGAUUCUUCUCUCUUUUGUACAGGUUUUGGUCUAAAAGUAACUAGUAGUUACAUAUAGUGAAUCCUAGUCAAAGAUUGCUACUGCAAGGUGGCAUCACUUUGUGUAGAAGAGCCUCAGAUGGUUAAUGAUUUUAGUGGCAUGCAAUAAAAUAGGUUAAGUUUUGCACUAGCCUUUUGUUUUCUUUCAAAUAUUUAAAUACAUUAUUCAAUAAAUAUUAUUCAAAGAUAUAGUAUUUAAUAA
This is a messenger RNA of Arachis stenosperma, 3865 nucleotides long. Its product is annotated as soluble starch synthase 3, chloroplastic/amyloplastic-like. Bases 250 to 3510 code for a protein of 1086 amino acids. NCBI's taxonomy places the organism in Eukaryota, Viridiplantae, Streptophyta, Magnoliopsida, Fabales, Fabaceae. The transcript has 16 exons. The record is from RefSeq and is a predicted model, not a curated record. Gene Ontology annotation, molecular function: starch binding; alpha-1,4-glucan glucosyltransferase (UDP-glucose donor) activity.